This is a messenger RNA of Sodiomyces alkalinus F11, 886 nucleotides long. RefSeq lists its product as hypothetical. The record is from RefSeq and is a predicted model, not a curated record. Gene Ontology annotation, molecular function: protein binding; transcription coregulator activity. The transcript is spliced from 2 exons. Gene Ontology annotation, biological process: regulation of DNA-templated transcription. The coding region runs from base 103 to 639 and encodes 178 amino acids. Gene Ontology annotation, cellular component: histone deacetylase complex. Lineage: Eukaryota; Fungi; Ascomycota; Sordariomycetes; Glomerellales; Plectosphaerellaceae.
CCCUUCCCCUUCCCCCCCCCCCCAACCAAACAAAAGAAAAAAUCAUUCUCGGAUCGUUGCAUUCCCCCUUCCCGCUCGGCAUUCGCCCCUGCGAAAUUCACAAUGCCGCCCAAAUCUUCCAAGGUUGGCCACGAUGAUGGGAAAUCCGAAACCACGAAUACAAAAGAAAAGAACUCGUCCGGGAACAAUCACCACGCCGGUAACGGUAAAGCCCGCCGUGGAGGGCACUCAGCAGCGUCCCAACCGAAGGAAACUCCCAAUGCCAACACCAAAACCACUACAAAAGAAGAACCACAGGCCCCCGGGAUCGAUUGGAACUCCUUCGACCGAGACGCCCUGCAUGCCUACUGCCGAGAGCAUCGCAUCAACACGCCAGCCUCGUUCUCGAAUUCGUACCGUCAGAUGAUCCUGUCACGGCCCGGUAGCAUCGGCCUGUACUCGCCCACAAUGGCUAGGAAACGAGAAGAGAGGAGGCAAAGCAAAGAAAAGCUAGCGUUGGUAGUGCGCAAGCAUUUCAACGGCGUGGGGGUCCAGGAGAACGAUGUCAUCGUCGACUUCAUCCACAAGGUCAGAUGUCGUAGCAUAUCGAAGGCGGACAGAAUGAGGCGCCCACCGCCUCCGUUCGAUCUGGAGAGGUAGGGGAACCGACGGUAGAGAACGGGAGAAAGAGCCUAUACAAGAACACAGACACACACCCCCUGGCCCGUGUAUGGCGCUUCUCGGGUGGUCUAGGUCUGGGUAUCGAAGGCGGAGGAUUGCAUUUCAGGCGUUUUGGUCGGAUAAAUCUGGUAUGGGAUUCAAACGGGACAUGCAUACCUCAACACAUCUGGUAGGAUGUCAUGGCGAUUGAUUGGGUUUGGGCUUUGGAUACGUCCUUCUCUUCUCU